Messenger RNA from Monoraphidium neglectum, 225 nucleotides. RefSeq lists its product as hypothetical. The annotation marks the transcript as partial. The transcript has a single exon. The record is from RefSeq and is a predicted model, not a curated record. Lineage: Eukaryota; Viridiplantae; Chlorophyta; Chlorophyceae; Sphaeropleales; Selenastraceae.
AUGGCCGUUCUGGUCACAAGUCGCAUCGGAGCCUCGCUGGCCCGCGCCAGCGGCGCCCGCCGCGCCGUGCGCUCCGUGGUGCCGCUCAACGUGCGCGCCUUCAAGGACGAGGCCAAGAAGCAGGACAAGGCCGAGGUCGCCAAGCACGAGAAGCCCGGCGCCGUCGCGCCGCAGAGGCAGCACCUCGCCCCGCAGCAGCGCGUGCGCUCGCUGUUUGAUGAGAUG